CCGCACCGCGGCUUCUUCCUUCGCCUCCACCACGCCGACGUUCCGGGUGCAGCAAGCAAGCGCACCUCUUCACUCCGCCGCCGCAUGGUCUACGCCGCACCGCCGCCACCGGCGGGCGAGGCGGGCUCCGCAGCCGCCUCGGCUGUGCAGCCGUACGUCGAUGCGCUGGGCGCGUAUGCCACGUCGCCCACGCCCGCCUACGGCCUCGCCGCUCUCUUCGCAGCCGUGGCGCCCUUCUCCUUCGUGUCGGGCCGUGCGCCGCUCGCAGCGGCAGGCGUGCCCUCCGCCUCGGCCGUCGCCUCGUCGGCCGCACUCAGUGCCGCCGCGCCGCGCGUCCUGCCGCCCUUCUGGCAGCUCGCCGGCUUUGCGGCCUUCUUUGCCGGCGGCGGAUACAUGAUCGAGCAGGGCGACGCGCUCAACGGCGCAGGCACCGUCACGGCCUGGUCGCUGACGUAUCUCUUCUUCCACGCCUCGUCGACGCUGCGCGCGCCCACGCCCGCCAAUCUCGCGCUGCUAGCUUCUGCCGCCACCGUCGGCGCAGGCGUGCACGGCGCCCACUACUUCAGCCAGUCCAACUGGCUCUCCGGCUCGUCUGCCUCGACGGCGCACACGGGGCAGCAGACGCUGCAGGCGUGCUGUGCGCUCGGCCUCGUCGGCGUGGGCGCCGCGUCGGGCCGGCGGGGCGGCGGUGGCGCCAAGGGCAUCCUUUCGCGUCUCUCUCGCCCGUUCGGCAGCUCUGCCUCUCGCAGCUUCGCCACGUCGGCAGCGGCGGGCGCCGCGAGCAAAGCACAGCGCUUCGUCACGCCGCUCGACGCCUCGCACCUGCCGCGCGGCUUUGCCGUGGCAGGCACGUACGCCGGCGUCAAGGCGGCCAUCUCGCCCGUGCCCACGCCGCCGGGCGGCAGCAAGAAGGGUGCGGCGCCCAAGCCUGACCUGGCGCUCAUUGUCUCGGCCACGCCUGCGGCUGCGGCUGGCUGCUUCACGCGCAACGCAUUCAAGGCCGCGCCCGUCGUGCUCUCCAGCGACGUGCUGCUGCGCGGCGCCGCGUCGUCCGCAGGAGCGCGCGCAAGCAGCAUCCUCGUCAACAGCGGCUGUGCCAAUGCUGUGACGGGCGAGAAGGGCAUGUCGGAUGCGCGCCGCUGUGUCGAGCUGGUCGGCGAGCUGCUGCCCAAGCAGGCCUCAGGCGGCGCUUCGGACACGCUGCUCCUCUCGACGGGCGUGAUUGGCGUGCCGCUGCCCAUGCCCGUCAUCGAGCGCUGCCUGCCGCACCUGGCCAGCGGCAAUGUGCUGCGCAACGAUGAGGAGGCGUGGAUGGAGACGGCGCGCGCCUUCAUGACCACCGACACGUUCCCCAAGCUGCGCGCGCGCAGCUUUGAACUGGCGGGCCGCAAGGUGGGCAUGGUGGGCAUCGACAAGGGCGCAGGCAUGAUCCACCCGUCCAUGGCCGGCCCCGUGGCCAGUGCGCCACGGACGCUGCAUGCCACGCUGCUCGGCCUCGUGUGCACCGACGCGCCCAUUGCGCCGGCGUCGCUGCAGGCGGCGCUGGAGCAUGCCAUGUCGCGCUCCUUCAACUGCAUCAGCGUCGACGGCGACAUGUCGACCAACGACACCAUCCUGGCGCUGGCCAACGGCGCCGCGCCGGCGCUCGAGGGACAGCAGGCACUGCCGCAGGGAGAGGAGAUCAGCAAGGAGAGCCACCCGGAGGAGUACGCCGUGUUUGUGGCGCAGCUCACGAGCUUCUGUGAGGAGCUGGCGCACCUCAUUGUGCGCGACGGCGAGGGCGCCGAGAAGUUCGUCGAGAUCAAGGUCAAGAAUGCACCGACGUACGAGCACGCGCACGCCAUUGCCUCGUCCAUCUCCACCUCUGCGCUCGUCAAGUGCGCGCUGCACGGCGGCGAUGCCAACUGGGGGCGCAUUCUCUGUGCCGUCGGCUAUGCGCCGCUGCCCGUAGGCAGUGCGUGGCAGAUUGAGCCGUCGCGCGUCACCGUCUCCUUCUCGCCGCCUGCGGGCGUCGAGGGCGAGACGCUGGUGGUGCUGAAGAACGGCGCGCCGCAGCCGGUGGACGAGGAGCAGGCGGCCAAGCUGCUCGCGCACGAGGACAUUGCCAUUGAGGUCGACCUGCAGGGCGGCAGUGCGGGGCAGCAGGGCUGCACGCACGAGGCAAAGUACUGGACGUGCGACUUUAGCAAGGAGUACAUCUCGAUCAACGGCGACUACCGCUCGUGA
Tilletiopsis washingtonensis is the source of this 2226-nucleotide messenger RNA. Its product is annotated as ArgJ-domain-containing protein. NCBI's taxonomy places the organism in Eukaryota, Fungi, Basidiomycota, Exobasidiomycetes, Entylomatales. The transcript has 6 exons. Gene Ontology annotation, molecular function: L-glutamate N-acetyltransferase activity, acting on acetyl-L-ornithine as donor; L-glutamate N-acetyltransferase activity, acting on acetyl-CoA as donor. The record is from RefSeq and is a predicted model, not a curated record. Gene Ontology annotation, cellular component: mitochondrial matrix. Bases 85 to 2226 code for a protein of 713 amino acids. Gene Ontology annotation, biological process: L-arginine biosynthetic process; L-ornithine biosynthetic process.